AUGAUCAACGCAAUGACAAAGACGGAGGCAGCUCUACCGUCUCCAGUUUUGCAUAUUCGGUCAUUGCCGGCAGACAUCACUGAAAAAGAGGUCCUAACUCUCGCUAUUCCAUUUGGCUUACUUGAGAACGCUCUUGUGACCAAAACUGGCCAGGCGAUGCUUGAGUUCCAGCAACAGGAAAGCGCCACAAGUAUGCUCAAUUACUACACCCUCUACUCACCGCCUGUGAUUCGCGGCGCACACACUGUCAUCUUGCAGUACUCCAAGUACCCACACUUGACAAUGACCACGAGACGACCCGGCCUGGCAGAGACCAUCGAGGGUGUGAACAGGGCACAUGUGUCCCUUGUGUCACCUUCUUCGUCAAUCAGCAGCUCGCGCAAAGUUCUGCGAGUGCAAGUCGACCAGCCGCUCACUACACCGCUUGGCUACAUGCCAUUUUACCAAGCCCUGUAUCGUUUCGGUCAAAUCCUCCGCAUCGUUACUUUCAAAAGUGGUUCCAGUCCACAGGCCUUCGUUGAGUUUGCUCAAACUGCUUCGACGGACGUCGCGAAACACCAACUAGACGGCUGGCCGUUUGUCGCUGGGGGUAUCUGCCGGACCAAUUACUCUCACAUGGAGACGCUGGAGGUGCAUCAGGAGAGUCAGUACUGCCGUGACUUCGUCAAGAAUCCGAUAUUCUCGCACAAGGAUCCGUCCGACCGGCAUCUGGCGACGGCAUUAAUGGGGACACAGCCGCUGCUACCCACUCCAGUCCUAUCCAUGUCUGACGACAUGACGGGGAACGCGUCGACAUCUCAAGUCCAAUCCACCACUUCUUCGAACUCGUUGAACCUACCGUCGGCACAGCAGAUGGCCUCGCUUGACAUACCAACACUCACCUCAUUCGCAAAUGAGGUGAUUCAAGCCAUAAUCCUUGUCGUAUCUGGACAGGGUGGUUCCAGUUUGCCUGAUGCUCCAAGUCAACAGCAAUUGCAAACCCAGGUUGCCAGCAUCCAGCAACUGCUUCCACUGGUCCAGAUCGCCUCCGCCGCCGCCGCAGCCUCCAGCAACUGCACCGCCGCCAAUAAGGGUCUCGUCCAGUUGACGGGUGGCGGCAGUUGCGCCAGCACUAUUACGCCACAACUCGUUGACCAAAUAACGAACCUUCCCACAAUCUCCACUUCCCUCAUGGCCUCGCCGGUUCUGCUUGUAACUCAACUAAACGCAGAGCCCAAUCUUGUAGUUGCUCGUCGCACACAUUUGGUCCUUCCCUGUCUUCUCCUAGGUGUCUAUGGCGACGUGCAGCGGGUGAAAAUCCUCUUCAACAAAAAGGACUCUGCUCUCGUCCAGUUCUCCGAUGCGAAUCAGGCAAGUCUCGCGCUUCAACACCUCAAUGGUAUUCCCCUCCUCGGCAGCAACAUCCGCUGUCACCGGUCGAAGCACCUAAGCGUGACGAUUGGCGCCGAUAGCAGCAGCAGCGGCGGCGGCGGCGCUGGUGAAGCGAGUUUGACCCGCGACUACUCGGGCAGUCGGCUGCAUCGUUUUCGGAAUGCGAACUCCCGCAACUACCAGAACAUCUGCGCCCCCAACACCGUCCUCCACGUCUCCGGAAUGCCCGAAGAUGCAACGGAGGAGGAGCUGACGGAGCUCUUCACCAAGCACUCAGGUGUGGCACCGGUCUCCACGAAGUUUAUGGAGUAA
Mesocestoides corti is the source of this 1683-nucleotide messenger RNA. The record is from the annotation of a GenBank genome assembly. NCBI's taxonomy places the organism in Eukaryota, Metazoa, Platyhelminthes, Cestoda, Cyclophyllidea, Mesocestoididae.